Habropoda laboriosa is the source of this 7647-nucleotide messenger RNA. RefSeq names its product ectopic P granules protein 5 homolog (gene Epg5). Gene Ontology annotation, cellular component: cytoplasm. The record is from RefSeq and is a predicted model, not a curated record. NCBI's taxonomy places the organism in Eukaryota, Metazoa, Arthropoda, Insecta, Hymenoptera, Apidae. The coding region runs from base 1 to 7647 and encodes 2548 amino acids. The transcript has 31 exons. Gene Ontology annotation, biological process: autophagosome maturation.
AUGGAAAUGCUAAAACAACGACAGGUAAAUAAACAAGAAAAGACUAAGUUUUCUAUAGAACAACAGAUACCAGAUGUCCCAACAUUGGAAGAGUUUGAAUGCCUUUUGGAAGAAUCAUCUGAAAAUUAUCCCACAGGGGAGGGUGUCGAAAAUAUGGAAAGUGAAUUACAUUCUGCUGCCAUUGACACUGAAAAUUAUGAACAACAAUUUGUUCAGACAACUAUGGAAGAAGCAAAAUGUUUACAAGCUACAAAUGUCAAAGAUGAAAUUAAUGAUAAAAGUGGAAAUACUUUAACAUCAUUAUGGGAUAAUUUAGAGGCAAAUGUGGAAAAAAUUACAUCUUCUAUUUCUACAGUAGGAUUAGAAGACAAUACAUUUGAUACUCUUAAUAAUGGAAGUACAGCAUCAAAUUUAUCUGAAAGUACUUCAGAUAUGCUGGACUCAAAAAGUCAAACAAAGAAUCAAUCAAAGUCUGUCAAAAAUAAAACAGAAGAUGUACAUAUAACUUUCAAAGAAAUUAUACCAUUUACAGAGAACCAGUUAGCAUCGUUAUACAUUAAUGAGGAAUUAGCAUUGGUUGAUAUGUUUACUUCAGAAUUUACAGAAAUACAGAUUAGAAGUAAUGUAAUUAGACGGCAACAUAAAUUAUAUGAACUUUUAGUGUCUUAUCUUCGUGUAAGAAAUCAUUUAAUUAUGAAUUCUCAUGAAUUGGAAAUUUUAAAAAAGUCCUGCAGAGAAAUACAAAAACAAUUAUGGUGCUUAGGGAAAGCUUGCAUCACAGAAGCUGGAGAAUGUCAAGAUGGAAAUCCUGUUGUUGCUACACAUGAAUAUUGUACUGCACGUUUUAAUCACCAAGCAUUAGGGGUCUUGUCUCAAAAUUUAUCAACAAUAAAAGAUAUAUUACACAAUACUCAAGCAUUAUAUUCUUAUGAAGAAGAAGUUUUAAAGUUACAAAUUGAAUAUUAUAUUCAAAGAGUUUGCAUGUCUUGUAAAGAAUUUACAAAUGUUCCUCAAAAUGCACCUGUGACUUUAUUACCAAUAAUUGAAUCUUCACAAUUAAUUCCACAAUUAGUGGAAAUUAGAAUGUGCAUAACAAUAUUGUUUAAUUUUCAACGAAAGUUAUUAAAAGAUAGAAAAUUUGUAAUGGAUACUAGAGAAUGGCUUACAAGAUUAAUAGCAAUCUUGCUAAGGGUGGCAAAUUGGCAAGAUCAUUUAUUUAUAUUGAAUCAUAUCUUAAGAUGUCCUGGAGGGGUAAUGAAUUGGGCUCGCAAUUAUGUUCAAAAUCCAGUACCACAACAGCACAGUAAAUUAAUUACACUUCAAUUAAAUGAUCCAUAUUUAGAUCACAUAGUAGCUGUAUUGGCUGUUAUUUUAUUGCCCAUUAAGGAUAGAGAUACAUUUCUUGAACAGGUACAAGAAUCAUUACAAGAUACAACAUGUACUCCAAGUGAUACAGUUUGGGUAAUAUUAGAUGAAGAAGGAGAGGAAGAUGAAGAUAUAGCUAAUGCUGGAAAAUAUCUAUUUGAAAGUGACCUUAUUUUUUUAUUAAAUCAAAUCCCUUUUAGUAAAGUCUUUGAACAUGUGCUAUAUAUCCAGUAUCAGAAUGAUGGUUAUUAUCAAAACAAAAGUUAUAUUACACCACAUCACUUGUUACGGAUAUUUGCAUUUCUUACAACUAUUAUUAGACUCCUAAAACAAGGCUUAAUAACGUACGAUUCUCCAAGAUAUAGACAAUUGGCUAAACGUCUAAGUGCAUUAAUUAGAGAUAUUGUAUACUAUGCUAAUGAUCAAUGGGAAGAAUUUGAUAAGAGCCAGAUUACUGAUGUAUCAAUAUUAAUGAAACUUCAACUUGAAUUUGAUUGUUUUUUUCUAAAAGCAAUUUUGUGCAUAUUUUCGUCACGUCGUUUAGGUGCAUGGCAAUAUUUGGCUUCUAUUCCAUAUCAUUUAAUAUCGUCCAAUACUUUAUGGCAGACAUUUUAUAUUUUACAUACUGAUGUUACACAAAUAGACACUUCUAAUAGACAUAUACAUGAUUGGAUAAAUGAAUUAAAUUCUUUACAACUUCGUACAAAGUUUGAAGAAAAGUUAAGUAGUAUGCCAGGGGAUGAAUCAUACUUUCUUUUAACAACUUUUGCUAAUAUGGCUUUGGCAAGAGCAGAUAAAGAUUACGAUUUUGUAAGAACAACAACAAUAGAUUUAUUCCAAAUUGGAUUUCUUAGUGAAAAAACACGAGAUUCUUGCUCAAAAGAUGCUCGAUCUUUACUAUCAAAUUUAACAAAUAAGUAUCCCUCACUGCUAUCAGAUAUCCUGCAAAAGCUAAAAGAUAAUUUUGCUUCAGCUGGAAAGCUAAGUUUAUACUUAUUUACUGAAUUAAAAUUGUAUAAAUGGAUACCACGGGAGGAAGAUAUAGUUAUUCUUUCUACAUGGUUACAUCAAUGUCCGUUAAUAUCGAUUGAAAAUCACUUGGCCCGUUUAAUUCUUACUCACUUAAAUUGGGGAUUUAAUGAGAGUGGUAAUUUACAUCUUCCUAUUGAUUUACAUAGACGUAUAGCAUUAUUAACUGUUGAAGUUACAAUGAAAUAUGUACCUGAUUCUUCUGUGCAAACUGCUUCUUUAUUAGCAGAGGGCGUUAAACAGGUUUCAUCAAUGAUAAGGCCACAAAAUGCUGAAUAUAUUUUUUCAUUAUGGGCAUGGGAUAUAAUUUCUAAGCUUAGAUUACAUCAACUUGAUCAGUCUGAGGCACUUUGUCAUUAUACAUUUCAAAGCCCUAGUGAAGCAUUUGCUCAUAUACCGGAUAUGGAUUCUGAUUCAUCUUUGGAAAUUUUAGUCACUGGCAUACAUGAAAAACAACCUAUUGCAUGUUAUGUGGCAAUGCUUAUGACAUUAUGGGGUCAUUCUAUACCUUUGAUAUGUUUACAUGGUUUCAACCAAUUACAAAUAUUACAAUCCUAUUAUAAAUAUGAACAAGUGCUUAUAUGUUUGCAUUAUAUUAUACCGUUAUUUUUGACAUGUGAAGAUACAUUACUUAAAAAUGAUAAAUUUAUAUCUAUCAUUAUUUCUCUAAUUGCGGCUGAUAGAUCUUAUAUGAAAAUGGCUAAAAGUCUUAUAGUCUCAGAAUUUCCAGGGACAAUUCUAAAACAAUUUUCAAAUAUGAUCCACUCACAUUUAUAUAAUUUUAAAAGGUAUUCUUUACAAACCCCACAAGAGCUUGUACAUCUUUGGUUAAAUAUACUUAUACUUGUACCAGAUUGGAAUAAAGAUCAAAGUGUAAUGUACUUGAUGGAUGUAGUUAUUAGUGCUGCAUUUUGUCAUGCAAAUGCAAGAGUAACUGUGGAAAACAUGUUUCAAAGUCUAUUUUCUCUUACCUUAGAGGAAAAUAAUGAGAAUACACCUAAUCGAAAUGUGAUAACAUCAUUUGGUUCAUUUUUAAAUUGGGCUACUGGUACUUCCAAUUCAGUUAGUCUUUUAGGAAAAUGGACUCAAUCAGUUUGGGUUGCUUAUCAAAUAUUAUUAACUGAGCAGUACAAUAGAGAAAUUAAAAGUGGUUUAUGGCGUGAAAUUUUAAAGGAAUUAUCAGUACAGCCUAAAAUAUCAUUGGAUACUGCUAUUAAGCGGGCUUGUAUAACUGUGAAAAUGCAACCAUUUGGAGCGAAUGGAUUAUCUAUAUACCGUUGGUCUCAACAAGCACUGGAUACUCCUAUAGAUCAUCCUAUCCUUCCUCUUUUGUGGCAGAACUUUUUUGCUUUAUUUCUUGCUAGAGUUCCAACAACAUUGGGAGUUAUUCAUUAUGGUGGAAUUGGUGAAAAAUUUUUUGAAGGCAUGAUUAAUUUAAGUUACUUAAAGAAGCUCAAGAAACGAUUACACGAUACUACUACAUACUUUCAAUUAAAAGGAGAAAAAGGUUUGGACAAUGGGAAGCCAAUUAGCGAUGAGAGACGAACAUUUUACUUUAACGCAGCAAAGUUUUAUAAAACUUUGAGUUUAUGGCUUGAAGAACCAAGAUUGCACGAACCACGUUUUUAUUUACCAGCAUUACCUCCACAAUACAUGUCACAAAAAUUGAUAUUACUUGUUCAAGAUGAUUGGACUCCAUGGAUAGAAUAUAUUGAUUAUUGGGCAAUUCAGCAAAAUCAAAUAAUCGCAGUCCAAGAAUGGGAACAUGUAUGUUCUAGAAAUCAAGAAAAUCUUUAUCAAAAUGGAAAAAAUGUACCCAUCUCAUUGCCUGAAGUGGCUGAACCACUACAAAGAAUAUUUAAAAGAUUAGCUACAUAUGAGCAGCCUGUUCCACCUCCUUCUUUAAAUCGAAAUCAAACAGUUUUUAAUUGUAUAUCUAAACAAAGUCUAUAUAACUCUAAUUCAGUCAUUGAUCUUGUUAAACCACAUCUCAAAAUAUUAUUAGAUUAUGCUCAAACAUACAAUUUAAUGAUUUCUGAGCAUAUAGCCACAGAUUCCAGUUUUUUAGAACUAGUGCCUACACUUUAUAAGGAAACUGAAAAUCAUGUAACAUUGCAUGCAUUAUGUGAUCUAGCACCUCCGAAUCAGAAACAAUCUAGGUCAGGAACACCACCUACUGUGCAUUGUGCUGGUCCUGCAGUAAUUGCAAUUAAAGUACCUGAAGCUCACAUUAAUAGUGGCAUCGACCACAUGAUAACUCAAAAUAGAGCAGAAUAUGAAAAUUUGUUGAUAAAAGCUAGUCAACCACCACCAAGUAAAGUUACUCAAGGAUGUGUUUUUAUAGAUCAUUUAAUUGCAAUGUUAGAACAUGAAAUAACUGUAAACCAAAAUAGUGAAAACACAACAGUAUUAUAUAAAAUUCAAGAAAAUGGAGUUAAAUUAUUUUAUUACCUUGUAGACAAUUAUACAGAAGAAGCAUCAUUAUGUCCACCAACAAAACAAUUUAUUACUACUUGUUUAGAAAAAUUGGGACAAUCGUUUAUUAGUGGGGAAGAAACUCAAGCUCUACAACUAUUAAACACCAUCAUACGAAAACCAAAUCUUGGUGUGUUAUUGGGACCGCAUUUUACACCUGUUGCUGGUAGUGCAUCAACAUUUUUACAAAUGUAUGAAAUUGUUGUCGAAUUCUCUACAGGCGCAAAUAUUGACCUUUGUUUCGUAUUAUUGUCAAAAUUUGAUGUAGAAACCUGGUUAAAUUAUAAACGACCAAAAUUAAGUGAACGAUCAACAUUCAUUGAUUUAGUAUCUACAGCUCUUUGUAUUUUGGGACUUAAUCCAGAAGAGAUGAAGCUGAUACUACAUGAGUUAUUUAGAAAUCACUUACGACUUAUAUUAUUACAUGAAUUUCCUGAACAUUAUGGUGAAGUUUUGAGUGUUGUGUUAAGAAGUAGUGAAAGUCAAAACUUAUCCUUAGAUGUUUGGCGAGAUUUAUUAGGAACCCUCAGUGGCAAAUCAAAAAAUGUUUUUCCAAUUAAUUUUUCUAAAAUUAGGGAUGAUAUUCGUUAUUAUGCCACAGAUCAGAGACUUCUUUCUCGACAAGAGAUAUAUGAUACGGCUAUAUUAUUAAAUCGGCAUUUUAUGCAAGAACGUUUACAGUAUGGGCUUUAUGGAUUGUAUCCAAAAUAUAGAAUCUAUAAUGAACCAUUAAGUAUAUUCCUUGGCAUGGUGGGUCAUGCUCUUGUUGCACUUACCCUUCAAUCUGAUAGGGGUUCAUUAGGAGAUCAAUUGUGUGAGAAAAUAUGGCCUGUCUUAAGUGAAAUGUAUUCACCUUGGAUUGCACCAUAUUGGACACGAAAUUUGAAAGAACCAACCGCUGCAUGGAUUCAGCAGCUUACAGAUGAUCGAUCUGUUUUAUUGCCAUGGAUUAUUGCAGAUGGUCCAUAUGCUAACAAAAUUGUAACAAUGUUUGUUGAAUGUAUUCGUUUUAUUAUCGAUACGUUGCCAACAUCUAAUAGGAUACUCUGUUUCGUCUGGCAAUUUUAUGUUGCUAAUUUUGCUCAUGCUUCAGUUAAAGAUCACAUUUUAAAUGUUAUUCAUGGCAAUCUUUUAUCAUUACCAUGGGAUCGUUUUUAUCCACGUGUAAAUGAUGUAGAGUUUAUGGUAAAAGUGAUUGAUCAAUACUUACCAGACAGUCACUUAUUCCUUGGAAGUAUAUUUACAUGUGUACACUGGUCACUUUGGAUAAAUGAAUUGUUGACAACACAAUCAUCAGCUGUCGUAGCAAGAGUACAUGUUUGUCUAUUAAAUUUGUUUAUAAAAUUAUCCAACGAACCAAAUGUUAGACAGAAUGAUAAAGCAGUUCAAUUAGUUAUGCAAGCUGAAAAAUUUUCUUGGCAUCUAUUAGAUGCAAGUGCAUAUGAUCAUAUAAUUAAUUGGUAUGUUAUGAGUUGUGAUUCAAGAAUUGUUCUUCAGGUAGACACUGACCAAUGUUAUCCUAUAGAUGUUGCUAUAAAUAAUUUGUUGAAGGUAGCAGCAGGCUAUGAUCCUGCUAUAAGUUGUUUUCAUCCAACUACAUUAAAAAAGAGGCAACUAUAUAUACGAUCUUCAAUAAAAUUAUUGAUUACUUGUACAACUCGACAUAAAUCUUUAUUAUCUGCAAAUCCAAAAGCAUUAUACAAUACAUUAUUAAAAAUGUUAGACGAUAUGGAAGCAGUUAUUAUAAACACUGUUUCAGAAUCACAACAAAUUGCAGAAGCAAGUUUGCUAAUAACUGAAUUACUCUAUACUAUGAACCAAAGUGAAUAUCUUAUGGAACAUCUUCGUAGUAGUUGGACAUCAUGGCUAAUGAAAAGAACAGCUCGCAAUCCAAUUUUAAUGAGUAUACUUAAAGUCAUUACUACAACUAUUACUUCAUCAUCUAUACUUGGAGAACUCAUGGAAGCUGCAUUAGAAGCAUAUUUUAAAUUUGAUUUAACAUGUGAAGAUACUUCACCAACAUGGGCUUCAGUCUUAACAAUUUUACAAUUAGUGAUACCUCGACAACCACCACUAGAAACUUUCUUAGUUUCUGAGGGAAAACUUCUUGCUUUGUAUUUUGUUUUACUUAAACGACUUCCAUUAUGUCAAGAUAUUAGAGAAGAAGGAGUGCUUCUCAUAAAUUUAGUUGACUGGAUCUCUGCUAUUAAACCAACGAAUAUAAAUGAAGAAAAAUUACCUCUUCUAUGGUCUAAAACUUGUGAAUUAGCAUAUAGACAAUGUCAAUACAAUGAAAAUACUAAAAUUGCUAUUAAAGCCCUUAAAGGUUUAGCACGUUCGUUAUUAGCAACAGCCGAUGAUGGAGGACAGGGAUGGGGUAUAUUAGGUGCCAUUGGCCUCAGAAAAGGGUCUCAUCUUUCAACUAGGUGCAAAUUUUUAAGUCGUGCAAUAGGGGUGUAUUGCUUAGCUCAAUUGCCUGAAUCAAAAUCGGAACAACAGUUAGUAAGAUUUACACCUCAUUCACCUGGAGUAGCAUCAUCAAGAACAGUUGAUCCAGAUGUAAUGGAAAUUCGACCUAGUACAGAAGCUAUUAAAGCCAUGCAAACUUUAGAAGGACUUGUAUUAAACAAACAAUACGCAGAGCUUAAAGUAUAUAUAGAGCGAUCCAUUCAGUUAAUCAGAGAUCCAGCUAAUUCUUUACAUAAUGCAGCAAUGAUUGUAGGCAAACUAACAAAUGAACUUUACAAUCAAAGAUAUUUGCAUGUCUUGAUAGAUUAA